Cucumis melo (muskmelon) is the source of this 2214-nucleotide messenger RNA. RefSeq lists its product as uncharacterized. The coding region runs from base 1 to 2214 and encodes 737 amino acids. Gene Ontology annotation, biological process: DNA integration. The record is from RefSeq and is a predicted model, not a curated record. NCBI's taxonomy places the organism in Eukaryota, Viridiplantae, Streptophyta, Magnoliopsida, Cucurbitales, Cucurbitaceae. The transcript is spliced from 11 exons. Gene Ontology annotation, molecular function: zinc ion binding; nucleic acid binding.
AUGCAGACGCGGGCACCGCAGCAGCCUGCCUCUCCCUCUCCAGCUCUUGCUCACGCAUCAGCCGAACCCUAUAGCGUGCCAGACCAGCUCUCAGCAGAGGCUAAACAUUUGCGGGAUUUCAGAAAAUACAAUCUUAAGUCAUUCGGUAGGUCUUUGGAAGACCCCAUCAAGGCUCAGAUGUGGUUGUCUUCUAUGGACACCAUAUUUCGGUAUAUGAAGUUUCCUGACAAUCAGAAGGUGCAAUGCACCGUAUUUAUGUUGACAAACAGAGGCACCGUCUGCGUAAAGUAUGCCAAACAGCAAGAGUUUCUGAACCUGGAGCAAGGUGAUAUGAUGGUGGAGCAGUACGAUGUAGAGUUUGGUAUGCUGUCUCGUUUUGCCCCUGAUGUGAUAAGAAAUGAGACUGCUAGGACUGAAAAGUUUGUUAGAGGCCUCAGACUAGAUAUCCAGUGGAAAGGGUCGACCUCAGAACAGAAGAGGAAGGCUGAGCAGCAUCCUAUUACAAUUCCACAAAGGAAUUCAAGAUCAGAUGGCGAUCUUCGUCGUUUUCAGCAGAAACCUUUUGAGGCAGUGCAAGUUGCCAGAGAGAAACCUUUAUGUACAACCUGUGGGAAGCACCAUCUGGGUCAUUGUUUGUUUGGGAAUAGGACUUGCUUCAAGUGUAAGCAAGAGGGGCAUACAACUGAUAGAUGUUCUAUUAGGCUUACUGGGAUUGCACAGAACCAGGGAGCGGGUACGCUUCCACUGUUGGGGCAUUAUGCCUUAGUUCUGUUUGAUUCUGGUUCAUCACAUUCCUUCUCUUCUGUAUUCGUAUCACAUGCAUGCUCAGAAGUAGAACCCCUAGAACAUGUUUUAUCUGUGUCUACUCCAUCUGAGGAAAGUAUGGAUUGGCUAGCUGCUAAUCAUGCUAGUAUAGAUUGUUCCCGUAGAGAAGUGCUGUUUAAUCCUCCUACAGGGACGAGUUUUAAGUUUAAAGGGGUAAGAACGGUAGCAUUACCCAAAGUGAUCUCAACUAUGAAAGCCAGCAAACUACUCAACGAGGACACUUGGAGUAUCUUGGCCAGUGUGGUGGAUACUAGAGAGGCUGAUUUUCUUUGUCAUCGAAACCUGUGGGAGAUUGAUUUUGCUAUCGAGCUAGAACUUGGUACUGUUCCUAUAUCUAAAGCUCCUUACAAAAUGGCCCUAGCAGAGUUGAAAGAGUUGAAAGUGCAGUUGCAGGAGUUGCUUGACAAAGGCUUCAUUCGACUGAAUGCGUCACCUUGGGGUGCACCAGUAUCUUUUCUGGGUCAUGUGGUUUCUAAAGAUGGUGUUUCUAUUGAUCCAACUAAGAUAGAAGUUGUUACCAGUUGGCCCCGACCUUCCACAGUUAAUGAAGUUUGUAGCUUUCUGGGUUUAGCGGGCUAUUACCAACGGUUUGUGGAGGAUUUUUCUCGUAUAGCUACUCCUCUCACUCAGUUGACCAGGAAAAGAGCUCCAUUUGUUUGGAUCAAAGCAUGUGAGGAUAGUUUUCAUAACCUUAAACAGAGGCUCGUUACUGCAUCAAUUCAUACCGUAGCUGAUGACUUACGAAAUCAGCACACUUUAUCCUGGGGAAAUCCACUUGUACUACUAUUUUGGAAGAGACUUCAUGCUACCAUGGGCAUGAGGUUAGAUUUCAGUACAACUUUUCACCCUCAGACUAAUGGUCAAAUUGAGCGUUUGAACCAAAUUUUAGAGGAUAUGUUGCGAGCUUGUGCAUUGGAGUUUCCAGGUAGUUCGGAUUCUCACUUGCAUUUGAUGGAGUUUUCUUAUAACAACAGUUUUCAGGCUACCAUUGGCAUGACACCGUUUAAGGCUUUGUAUGGAAAAUGUUGCAGAUCCCCUAUUUGUUGGGAUGAAGUUGGUGAGCAGAGAUUGAUGGGUCCUGAGUUAGUUCAGUCUACUAAUAAAGCAAUUCUGGAGCAAAUUGGCUUUGUGGCGUAUCGUUUAGCAUUGCCACCAUCCCUCUCUACAGUUCAUGACGUAUUCCAUGUUUCGAUGUUAAGAAAGUACGUGACAGAUCCAUCUCAUGUAGUGGAUUACAAGCUUUUAGAGAUGGAUGAAAAUUUGAGCUAUGCAGAACAACCAGUUGAGAUUUUGGCUAGAGAGGUUGGUUCGUUGGAUAGGUAUUGGUUAAGGAGCAUAGCUAAAUCUAAGGUAAGGGCUACUGCUACUAGACUCAAAAACGAGAUUUAA